This is a messenger RNA of Trematomus bernacchii (emerald rockcod), 3415 nucleotides long. RefSeq names its product guanylate cyclase 2F, retinal (gene gucy2f). Gene Ontology annotation, biological process: intracellular signal transduction; cGMP biosynthetic process; protein phosphorylation. NCBI's taxonomy places the organism in Eukaryota, Metazoa, Chordata, Actinopteri, Perciformes, Nototheniidae. The transcript is spliced from 18 exons. Gene Ontology annotation, molecular function: ATP binding; peptide receptor activity; guanylate cyclase activity. The record is from RefSeq and is a predicted model, not a curated record. The coding region runs from base 1 to 3315 and encodes 1104 amino acids.
AUGCAAAAUAUUCAUCCACCUUUCAGAGGGGCACUGUGGGAGUCCAACCAUCCAUGUAUGCCAGUAAUUAAAAGCAGACCAACUUUUACGACACUGCCCUUUUAUAACUUUCUGUUAUGGGUCCUCCUCGGAGUAUUGACAUUCCCUUGUUGUGUCCGCUGUUUAAUAUUCAAAGUGGGGGUCCUGGGGCCUUGGAAUUGCGACCCUGUGCAGAACAGGGCUCUGCCGGCUGCAGCCGCAAGGCUCGCUGUAAACAGGAUAAACGGAGACCUCAAUCUGGAUCUAGGCCUUAAACUGGACUUUAUCAUUCUCCAGGAACCUUGCGAAACCUCCACAGCUCUCACUGCAUUUAUUUACAAUGAGAACAAGGCGGAUGUGUUUAUUGGCCCCACAAACCCGGGAUACUGUGUUGCCGCUUCUCUGCUUUCCAAGAACUGGGAUAAGGCCCUCUUCUCGUAUGGCUGUGUUAACUAUGAGCUGGACCGGGUCAUAGGAUACCCAACCUUUUCCAGGACAGUACCUUUUCCCUCUGAGGUGCUGUUCAUCGUGUUGAAAUACUUUAGGUGGGCCAGUGUUGUGGUGAUCUCAACCAAUGAGGAUAUAUGGAGGGACACUGCUGCGAGAGUUGCUACUGCUCUCAGACGUGAGGGUCUUCCUGUUGGCCUGGUUACAUCCAUUGGCAUGAAUGAGACAGAGAUGGAGAGCACACUGAGGAAAAUCCAGGAAGCAGGAGAAAUCAGGGUCAUCAUCAUGUGCAUGCACUCAGUCCUCAUUGGAGGGGAGCAGCAGGCUACCUUUCUUCUCAAAGCACAGGAAAUGGGCCUGACCUCAGGGAAGUAUGUAUUCAUGCCCUACGACACCCUCCAUUACAGCCUGCCCUACACGAACGUCUCAUUCUUCCCCCUGCAAAACAACAGCAGGCUGAGGGAGGCCUAUGAUGCUGUGCUCACCAUCACCAUGGCCUCUGAGCCUUUUUCCUUCAAUGAGGCAUUCGCUGCCGCCAAGAGGAGUCAGGAAAUCACGCUAGACGUGCAGCCUGAGCAGGUUAACCCACUAUUUGGGACUAUCUAUAACAGCAUAUACCUGGUGGCCAAGUCCAUCCACAAUGUCAGGAAGGCAGGAGAGCUGCUGUCAGGAGUCAACCUGGCGUACUUCACAAAGAACACAAACUUCACCGGAUUCAACCAGAGGAUCAUGGUGGACGCUGCUGGGGACGUUCUGACCAAGUACGUCAUCCUGGACUCUCACGGCAUUGGGAGCCAGCUCUACCAGACCUUUCUGUUGGACCUUAAGUCCAGAGUGCUUAGUUUUGCUGGCAAUAUCAUUCAUUUUCCUGGAGGAUAUCCUCCGCCAUCUGAUUCAAGCUGCUGGUUUGACAAAAACGUCCUCUGCACUGGAGGUGUGGAGGUCACCUACAUCAUAGUGGUGUUUGCUGUCAUCUUGUCUAUGGCUGUUGGAGGGCUCCUUAUUGGUCUUUACAUCAGGAGGAGACUCCAACAAAUCCGACUGCUCAAAGGUCCUAAUCGGAUACUCCUGACUUUAGAAGAUCUCACAUUUAUCGAUCCUCAGCCAAGCAACAAGAAACUUAAUUUAGAAGAUCUAGGCGACUCAAAGAGCGCUAUAGAGGAGAAAUCUGGAGACCGCUCACACUCUGUAAACAGCUUACAGACAACCACUCAUGAGACCACCAAUGUAGCCGUGUACGAGGGCGACUGGGUGUGGCUGAGGAAAUUUAAGAAGGGUCAGUUCAAAGAAGUGAAACAGAGCACCAUCAGGAUUUUCACAAAGAUGAAAGACCUGAGAAACGAGAACGUGAAUCCGUUCCUUGGCUUCUUUCUGGACUGCUCUAUGUUUGCGGUGGUGACGGAGCACUGCUCCCGGGGCAGUCUGCAGGACCUGCUGAGAAAAGAGGACGUCAAAUUAGACUGGAUGUUCAAGUCCUCGCUUUUGCUCGACCUCAUCAAGGGUAUGAAAUACCUUCACCACAAAGAAUUCCCCCAUGGCAGACUUAAAUCUCGUAACUGUGUGGUGGACGGGCGUUUUGUCCUGAAGAUUACUGACCAUGGCUUCAAUGAGCUGCUGGAUGCUCAAAAAGCUCCUUUAGAAGAACCUCCACCUGAAGAGUUAUUUUGGACAGCUCCAGAGUUCUUAAGGGACACUGCGAACUCACGCAAAGGCACCUACAAGGGAGACGUGUACAGCUUCUCCAUCAUCCUUCAGGAGGUGGUGGUCAGAGGGCUUCCAUACUGCAUGCUGGGUCUGACACCCGAGGAGAUCAUACGUAAGGUGAAGAAGCCCCCGCCCAUGUGCCGCCCCACUGUGGCCCCGGACCAGGCUCCUCUGGAGUGUAUCCAGCUGAUGAAGCAGUGCUGGAGCGAAAUGCCAGAGCGCCGACCAACAUUUCAUGAGAUCUUUGACCGGUUCAAGAUAAUCAACAAGGGGAAGAAGACAAACAUCAUUGACUCCAUGCUGCGGAUGCUGGAGCAGUACAGCUCCAACCUGGAGGAUCUCAUCAGAGAGAGAACAGAAGAGCUGGAGGCGGAAAAACAGAGAACAGAAAAACUGCUGUCAGAGAUGCUGCCACCUUCUGUGGCCGAGGCCCUGAAGACCGGAGCCACAGUGGAGCCAGAGUACUUUGACCAGGUGACGAUCUACUUCAGCGACAUCGUAGGUUUCACCACCAUCUCCUCGCUCAGUGAUCCCAUCGAGGUGGUCGACCUUCUCAAUGACCUCUACUCUCUGUUUGACGCCGUGCUCAGCAACCAUGAUGUCUACAAGGUGGAGACCAUUGGGGAUGCUUACAUGGUAGCAUCUGGUUUGCCCAAAAGAAAUGGCAACAAGCACGCUGCUGAGAUUGCCAAUAUGUCCCUGAACAUUCUCAGCUCGGUGGGAACCUUUCACAUGCGGCACAUGCCAAACGUGCCCGUCAGGAUACGCAUAGGCAUCCAUUCAGGGCCCUGUGUUGCUGGAGUGGUCGGUCUGACGAUGCCUCGGUACUGCCUUUUUGGAGACACCGUCAACACUGCGUCUCGUAUGGAAUCCACUGGGCUGCCUUAUAGAAUCCAUGUUAACAUGAACACUGUGAAAAUCCUCCAUUCUCUAAAUGAAGGUUAUAAAAUAGAUGUGAGAGGCAAGACAGAGCUGAAGGGUAAAGGUAUUGAAGAGACUUACUGGCUUGUAGGGAAAACAAACUUUACAAAGCCUUUGCCAAGUCCGCCAGAGAUCAAACCGGGGGACAACUGGCAGGAAAUGGUGACUGAGGAGAUCAAGACUCUUUUUCGCGAGGCCAACAGGCAGGUGGAUAAAAAGACCUGAAAGAAAGGAAGAGAAGGAAAGAUGUGACAAAGGAAGGAAACCAGAGGAAGGACAGACAGAAGGACACAUCCUGAGGAAUAGAGAGCUGGAGCACCCAGGC